CAUUUGGUAAUACAUUGCAGUUCGUACUGGAUCAUGAAACCAUCAUCUCUAAAAAUGAUUUAUUGUUAACAAUCAAUGAUCAAACUAAUUAAGAUGAUUGUCCAUUUAAACACAAUCAUGCAAAUGAGGAGGUAACAUGUAACCUCGAUGAAACAUGUAUUACAUCAACGAGUCAAAUAUUACACAUUAAUUCCUCUUCUGUUUAAUGAAGAGAAAACGUGACAGUGACAACUGGGAAUUGAUAUCGAUUCGACCAGCCUCUGGACAUGCGACCAUUCGUGGUCAAAUGUUUUGUUCAAGACCAGCCAUUCAUCAUGCAACCCUUAUGUGUCAAAAUUUUGUCCAUGACAUUUUUAAUAUCAACCACACCCAAAACAUAAUAUUACUCGAAAUUUAGUUCAUUACUCAGUGUCAGCAUCUCAUACAUCUCAUUACUCAGUUGUGAUCACUCAUAAUUUGACAGCACUGGCGAUUUCCUAAUACGUCCACUGGUCUAUUGAAUCGCUAUAAUGAGCGACGAGUCGUUGGAAGUGAAACACAGCCGUAACUUCGAGAGGUCGACAAAACUGAUAGUCGGCUUCCUGCGGGUGUACGGGUGUCUGCCCGACUACCGACGAACUGCCAGCCGCUUGCAGAAGGUCAUCGUCGUCUAUUCCUGCUUAUGGCUACUGGGCAAUGUCUACACAUUCUACACUUACUUCGGCUCCGAACCAAUCCAAGACUACUACACACAACUCAACGAGACCGGCUUCCGCAUGGAGAGACACGAGGAGACACUCAUGUCAGCCACGUGUGUCAUUAAUUUCUUAUUCGGGUUAGUCAUCCAUGUACUGUACUUCUUGUACUCGAAGCGUAUUUUGAACCAUCUGGGAAAAUGGGUUGAACUGGAGAAGUUCUACUUUGAGAAAGUGAAGAAGGAUUUGGUGGAUCCGGUAAGUUCAAGUACGUUGAGAUGGCUCCUUCUACUGACCGCCUACAAUUGCGUCCUGUUCUACAUCCAGUUCACACCGCGCUUCAACUUCCAAAUCAGACCGGAACUGUCGUUUGCGUUCUUCUGCAUCCUACGUUACACCGACGUUCUCUUCCUGACCAUAAUGCAGGCGGCCUCGUCGGCUGCCAAGACUAUUUCCCACCGCUACCUGGACAACUUGGAGAAAGGCGAGCAUGGAGACUUGCUGUGGUUGGAGGCAGUCUGGCUGAAGUUGGCCGAAUUGAUCCGUGACUCGGGCACCGCAAUGGCUCCCAUCCUUUUCCUGCACAUGAUGCGCUACGCAGUGCUCGGUCUCUUCUUCAGCUACAUGAUUUGCGUCCGCUUCAUGGUUCUGCUCGAUAAAACUGAUUUUCUCAUCCUUGUCGCAUGGACUGCUGAAUUCGCCACCAUCUACUUUUUCAUUUGGAAAAUUACGACUUGUGCAUAUGAUGCUCAAUAUAAGGUAUCGCAGUUAGCUGAAACUCUGAGACAUUUUUUGAAUGAAAAAGAAUGUAAUCUGAAUCAAGAAAUCACAGAGCAGGUUAUCUCAUUUCAAGACACUAUUGUAGCAUUACCUGCUAAAAUAGAACUGCUGGACUACAUGGUGGUGGAUAAGAAACUGUUUGUAUCGAUCAAUAAACUGUACCUCACCUAUCUGAUAAUAUUGGUACAAUUCAAAAUCGCCGAGUAUAACAUAAAAGAGAGACUAAUAAACCAGAGGCAGCCUACAAGUGCAGUUCAGCCUCCAACAAUGGACAACAACUAUGUUCAGUCUCCAGACAACAACUAUCAACCAGAAUUAGUAACAAUGACACCUUUCUUGACAACCCUAACAAGCGCACUUAAUUUCACGCCACCUGCGUUGAAGGAAGUAACACAACCAUGAGUGAUAUUAUUAAUAACUUAUCCAGCUAUACAUAACAAAUUUCGCGACUACAAUCAAAUACUAUUCAAGAGUAGGAAAACGAGUGUAAUCUCGUUAAAUGAUACCACUUAAUUUUGCUAACACUUUAUUACUGAAAGAAGUGUAAAUAGCACCUGUUGUUAUCCGGAGUUGUAACAAUUAACUCAUGGAGAAAUUUAAAUACUUUUCGAGGUAUUUGGACAGUUUAAGAGAAUUAUAGUUGAGUUACUAAGAAUAAUUUCUUAUAUUCUUGAAUGCAAUUAAGUCUUUUAUUCUUGUAUUGAAAAAUUAUACACAAUUUUAGAGAAAUGUCUGC
Molecule: messenger RNA, 2190 nt
Organism: Nilaparvata lugens (brown planthopper)
Lineage: Eukaryota; Metazoa; Arthropoda; Insecta; Hemiptera; Delphacidae
Product: gustatory and odorant receptor 63a-like
Exons: 5
Coding region: 510-1856 (448 amino acids)
Biological process (GO): sensory perception of taste
Cellular component (GO): membrane
Source: RefSeq, a predicted model, not a curated record